Messenger RNA from Struthio camelus australis, 539 nucleotides. Lineage: Eukaryota; Metazoa; Chordata; Aves; Struthioniformes; Struthionidae. The record is from RefSeq and is a predicted model, not a curated record.
GACACUUGGGGCUCUGGGGACACCUGGGACCUUGGGGACACCAGGGGCUCUGGGGACACCCAGGACCUUGGGGACACCAGGGGCUCCUGGGACACCUGGGGCUUUGGGGACAUCUGGGACCUUGGGGACACUGACAGCUCUGGGGCCAUCAGGGGUUCUGGAGACACUGGGAGCUUGGGGACACUGGGGGCUCUGGGGACACCAGGGGCUGUGGGGACACCACGGACAUCAGGGGCUGCAGGGGCCAUGGGGACACCUGGGACAUUGGGGACCCCAGCGGUGGCAGGGGCCAUGGGGACCCCAGGGGUGGCCGGGACCCCAGGGGCUCUGGGGACACUGGUGACACCAGGGGGUGGCGGGAGCCAUGGCAACACCAAGGACACCAGGGGCUGUGGGGACACCUGGGACCUUGGGGACAACCAGGGGUGGCAGGGGCCCCCAGGGGCUCUGGGGACACCAGGGGCUGCAGGGACCUUGGGGACACAAAGGACUGGGAGCUGUGGGGACACCUUGGGGACCCCGGGGAGCGCAGGGACGCU